AUGCCUGCCACAAUCGCGUUCUUCGGAGCGACGGGCGGUUCGACAGUAGCAUGUUUAGCUUUCGCCCUUGAAGCUGGCUACACCUGCUCUGCGUUGUCCCGCUCAUCCUCAAAGCUCCAAACCCUCCUCCUCGAGCGCAAAGUGCCCCAAUCCACCAUCGACAGGCACCUUACCAUCAUCCAAGGCGACGUCCGCGACUUACAGAGCGUAUCUCGCACACUCAGUGCGCCCUCCAAACCCAACGAUAAUGCCAACUCCCCUGUCGACCUCGUCAUCUCCGGCAUCGGCCGCCCUCCAAUCUUCUCCCCCAACCCCCUAAACCCAACCUUCGACGACCCCACCAUCUGCCAAGAUGCCAUCAGCACCAUCCUCGCCGCUUUGCGCAGCAUGCCUUGUUCGUCGAAGAAGCCGGUGCUGGUAGCCUUAAGCACCACCGGAAUUAGCUCCAAAGAACGCGAUAUCCCGCUGGCAAUGAUCCCGCUUUAUCACUGGCUACUUGCAGUGCCACAUAAGGACAAGAAAGCGAUGGAAGCUUUACUUCUUGCCGAAAUGGCCAAGCCCGCGGAUGAACAGGCGAUUAGGAAUUUCGUGGUUGUAAGGCCAAGCUUGUUGACAGAUGGACCGAGACUGGGGACGGGGAAGGUGAGGGUUGGCGAGGAGAGCAAGAAGCCUGCGGUGGGAUAUACGAUUAGUCGGGAGGAUGUUGGGGGUUGGGUGUUUGAUGAAAUAGUGAAGGGAGAUGGGAUGAAGAAGUAUGCGGGGCAGAUGGUUUCUAUCACUUAUUAG
Molecule: messenger RNA, 786 nt
Organism: Endocarpon pusillum Z07020
Lineage: Eukaryota; Fungi; Ascomycota; Eurotiomycetes; Verrucariales; Verrucariaceae
Exons: 2
Coding region: 1-786 (261 amino acids)
Source: RefSeq, a predicted model, not a curated record